UCCCACUGGGUGGCAACGCAAGUCCAAGCUAGGCGAUCUCACCCAGUAGGCCUCGGUGAAUCCCCAGGGGCCAUGAAGGUGGUGCUCACAGCGCGGUCCUCGACCAGCAGCAGCAACUUCACCUGGAAACCCGUUAGAAUGCAAAUUACCUCGGCCCCACCCAGCCCUCCACAACCAGAAACUGUGGCGCUGGCACCUAGCUCGGUGCUUUAACGAGCCCUCCAGGUGCGCCGAGGCACGAAGAGCAACGAAUGGAGGAGCGGAAUGGGGAAAGAAGGGCCUCUCCUUUAAGACGGAGCGGACGCCCCCCGCCGCCCCUUCCCGGGCCUCCUAACAGCCUGCAGCGGCCGGCGGCUCUCAGCCGCCGGGACCCCGGCGCCCGCGCCCAGAGUCAUGAACCGCAGCAGCACGAGCAGCGCGGCCGAGAAGGCGCCCACAGCCAUGCUCUGGGGCUGUGAGCUAAACCAGGAGAAGAGGACCUGGACCGUCAAACCCCAGAAGGAAGGGAAGCAGGACUGUAAGCUGUUGCUCAGUACGAUUUGCUUGGGGGAGAAAGCCAAAGAAGAGAUGAACCUCGUGGAAAUCCUGCCCCCAGCCAGCCAGGAAGACAAGAAAGCCAAGCCCAUCACCAUCGCCUCUCUUCAGGCCUCGGUGCUCCCCAUGGUCAUGAUGGGAUUGGAGCUUUCUCCUCCAGUCACUUUCCAGCUCCGGGCUGGCUCUGGACCCGUGUUCCUCAGUGGCCAGGAAUGUUAUGACACUUCAGACCUGUCCUGGGAGGAGGAGGAGGAGGAGCUGGAGGAGGAGGAAGAGGAGGAAGAUGACAGCGAUGAUGAUGACGAUGAUGAUGUUGAUGUAGAUGUGUCCCUAGAGGAGGAGACCCCUAUUAAACAAGUCAAGAGGCUAGCAUCCCAGAAGCAGACAGGUGUUGCCAAGAAAAAAAAGGUGGAAAAAGAAGAGGAGGCAGUGAGGUAACUCUUUCCAUCUGUUAACGUAGCCAAAAUCUUACAGCUGAAGCCUAUAGGGUUAGAAAGGGUCUGGCGUGUGUGCAUGUUUGUGACCACACAGGUGUGCUGUCUCUGAUGGCCGGCACAGCCUUUUUUGGAAGGCAUCAAAGUAUUCUUAUCUUCUGACCUAAUUCCACUCAUGGUAACCCCUUCCCAAGGACCCCAUCCAAAAUACAGGUAAAAUCAUAUGCACUAAGAAACUGAUCCCUGCAUUAUUCAAGUAAUAGUGAAAAAUGGAAGCAUUCUAAGUGUCUACCAAUAUAGUAGAUUAAGCUGGGUCACAUUUUCCCAGUAGAAUGUGACAUAAUGCCUAUGAAGAAUAUAGCAUCCUGGAAAGUGUUUACAGAAUUUAAAAAGAACAGGAUCUUAAAUCAUUUUCAUGUUAUUUCACAUGUUUUUAGAAGAAAAAGCAAAAAGUCCUGCAAGGAAACACACCAAAAUGUUAAUACCGGUGGGAGGUAAAGAAACAAGUGAUUUCUAUUUGCUAUAUUUUGUGCAAUGUAGUUAAAUAUUACUUUUAUAAUGAAAGAGACCUAUUUGUGAUAAAUAAAAGAAAGCAGGUGGAAGUCUAACAAGAAAACACCUCUUGUUAAGAGAGAGUCAGAAUGGUCCCAGCAGGUGACGGGGUGGAGAGGUGAAUUCUGCAGCCUCCCAGCUCUCCAUAUCACAGCCCCUGGCUUUCCUGGAAGUGGCCAGGGCCCUGCAUUGCAGUGUAGGCAUUAGUAGGUUCUGGGCUACUGGUGUCCUGCUGAGCUCUCUCUCUUUCUCACCCUCAUCCCCUCUCCUGGCCUCCCCACCCUAUUCCAGACCCAGCCUUAAAGACAAGAGUCCUGUGAAAAAGGUAAGUACCAGGAGAAGGGGCUGGUCUUCCUGGGGGCAAAGGGAGGGAGUGGGACUCUGGUGCCCUCCCUUCUCUCCAUAGGCCAAACCCACACUCAAACCUAAAAAGCCAGGAUCCAAGAAAUGAGGAGCCAGGAGUGGCCUGGCUGCAGUGACGGAGGGAGAGCCAGCUAGAACACCAUACAGAGUGGCCUUCCUGCGGGUGUGCGGCAACCCCAUGUUCCCCCCCACCCAGCCUCUCUCCCUCUGAGUCUGAAUGUGAUGGAGCUGUUGGGGGCAACACAAGGGGCCCACACUCCAACUAUCAAGUUUCAGCAGGACCUGGAGGGAAGAGCCCUGACCUCAGAGCCCCAAUAAAGUUUGCUUUGCCGGGA
Messenger RNA from Neofelis nebulosa (Clouded leopard), 2218 nucleotides. RefSeq names its product nucleophosmin/nucleoplasmin 2 (gene NPM2). Gene Ontology annotation, biological process: chromatin remodeling; positive regulation of DNA replication. NCBI's taxonomy places the organism in Eukaryota, Metazoa, Chordata, Mammalia, Carnivora, Felidae. Gene Ontology annotation, molecular function: histone binding; chromatin binding; RNA binding. The transcript has 7 exons. Gene Ontology annotation, cellular component: nucleolus; cytoplasm; nucleoplasm. The record is from RefSeq and is a predicted model, not a curated record. Bases 394 to 972 code for a protein of 192 amino acids.